Molecule: messenger RNA, 2840 nt
Organism: Mugil cephalus (flathead mullet)
Lineage: Eukaryota; Metazoa; Chordata; Actinopteri; Mugiliformes; Mugilidae
Gene: prr5a
Product: proline rich 5a (renal)
Exons: 11
Coding region: 916-2322 (468 amino acids)
Biological process (GO): TORC2 signaling
Cellular component (GO): TORC2 complex
Source: RefSeq, a predicted model, not a curated record
AUGACAUACGGCAACUUUGUGGCCAUUAUGGUCCAGUUUUUAUGCAUAUGUGGGACUCAUUGUUGCCUCCGUGCCAGCAUGCGUCUGCUCUUAACACAAUGCUUUUGUGUAUUCUGGUACUUUGCUUCAAUUUCUCGUCCAUGCAGGUAUGAAAAAAAAUAAAAAAGCUCCACGUACGCACGACUGGCUGUACAUUCCUCCCUGUAGGAUAAACGUGGACUAGUGGCUGCGUAUUGGGCCGAUUGAUUGGACCUCUAACGUCGAAAAAACAGCAGCACACUGAGAAAUGUAUUGACCAAAACCAGACAUGGGCUAAUGUAAAUCAAAAGUGGCAUCGAUCCGACUGUAGUCGCCCCGAAAAGAAGACAAGGAGGAGGGGUGAACAAAAGCAGAAAUGCCCAGACUGGCGUGGCAUGGCAUUUCGACUAGACAGUGUGUGUGUGUGUGUGUGUGUUUGUGAGUGUGUGUGUGUUUCUGAGUGAAAUGUGAUAUCACUCUAAUGAAACACAAGACCAGGCCUGAUGAAAACACACGAGCCACAUCUUUUUUUAUCCCUUGCAUGCAGGGUGGCAGUGAAGUAGGCUUGUGUUGAGUCUUUGUCUGAAGAGUGACAACCCAGACUGUUGUUCUCCCCUCUGACCAGGGGAUGGUGCUUUACUAUGUACAGUAUGUUUCUAUGGGGAGACACCCAAACACACUGUGACUGUAAGCACACACCUAUACAGGAACCAUUCACACACACAGGGAUGCAUGUACACACAGGUUCUUUCCACUGAUGUCCUGCGUGUGUGCGUACGUGUGUGUGUGUGUGUGUGUCAGGCUGAGCUGUGAUUGUGAAACACCAUUACUGACGAAAUAACCGUCACAAUAACGAAAAGGAAAGGAGUCAGUGUUUGUUCUCUGAAGAGGUCAUAGAUGUGUGGUUUGAUCCCGUCCUGUGCCAGUCCAACCAUGCUGGAUGGACUACGGCGGAGGCACGCCUCCCGGCCCUCCCCCAGACCCCUGUCACUCAACUUCAGCACCUUCUCUGCCCCUCCCCCGAGCCCGGACAUGGACAGCAGCAGCGAGCAUCCAAUCAGGAGGACUCUGCACCGGCUGAAGUUGAUGAGCUCUCCCAGCCUCAGCGAGCUGGGGAAGAGCGAGAAAAGUUCACCGGAGGACAGAGGGGAGAAGCAGAAGAGGGCAGGAGCCAACGCCACCUGGAACAGCAUCCACAAUGCCGUCAUAGCAGUCUUCCAGAAGAAGGGCUUGGCCGAUAACGAACUCUACGUCCUUAAUGAAGGUGUCCGGCAUCUGUUGAAGACUGAGCUGGGAUCAUUUUUCACAGAAUACCUUCAGAACCAGUUGCUGACAAAAGGCAUGGUCAUCCUACGGGACAAGAUAAGGUUCUACGAAGGUCAGAAGUUGCUGGACUCUCUGGCAGAGACCUGGGACUUCUUCUUCUGUGACGUUCUCUCGAUGCUGCAGGCCAUCUUUCACCCGGUUCAGGGUAAGGAGCCUUCUGUCCGACAGCUCGCCCUGCUGCACUUCAGGAACACUAUAGUCCUGAGCGUCAAGUUAGAGGACGCCCUGUCUCGACCGCGGGCCCGUGUGCCCCCCUCUGUUACACAGAUGCUGCUUAUUCUACAGGGGGUCCAUGAGUCACGUGGCGUGAAUGAUGACUACCUUCGGCUGGAGUCUCUGGUUCAGAAGGUGGUCUCGCCCUACCUGGGCACCCACGGGCUUUACUCUGGAGACGACACCGAGGCCCAGUGCUGUGUUUUUGAUAAGCGUUUACCUUGGGGCUGGCCCAAGCCUGGAGAUCAACCGUCUAAAAACCCUGUGGUACGAUCUAAAAGCUACAACAUUCCUCUGCUGCUCACCCCAGUGGCCGAGUACGAUCCCGAUGCCAGCUCCGUUGGCAGCGGAGGAAUCCGGCGGCACUCAGCCUGUGAGAUCAUAUCAUGCCUGGAGGACCAAGGACUCGCCUACGCUGACCUGGCCCCGGGAUCUGAACUGUCUGGCUCUGCCUCCAACAGGCUGUGUGUGGGCUCUCAGUUCAAUGGCAUCAUACAAGCCGGAGCCGGCGCUCUUUCGUCUCCCGCCAUCCUUCCACUUCAUUCCUCAGGAGCUCUCCACGGCACCGAGGCCACGACAACAAUGACUGAUCUCAGUAAAGGUGCAUCCUCCACGCCGCCCAGUGAAUCAUCCAGCCCUGAAACCAUAAUUGGACAAGUGCUAGAGUCUGCCGACUCAGACUCAGAUGGGAUAUUUAUUGAUUUCCCACCUCACUCCUCAGAGGCAAUGGGGCUUAGCCGCGAGAGCAGGCAGAGCACUGUGUAACUGCGGUUGCCUUUAGAGACGAAAAAACCCACAGUGUGUACUAUAAUAUUUUGGGAGAAAAUGGGAAGAAGUCUUACAACUGUGUUUGAUUAAAAGGGUACCAUCUUCCUUUUCUAAACUGUGGUACAAUGAGUUUCUAUGACGAGUCCCCUCCAAGUGCUUUCACUGGCGGGUGAAAACCUUUUAAUCCUUAACGAGCUAAAAAAGAAAUCCCAAACUGGUACUGUUAUUAAAGACCUGUGGAUGUGUUGUUCUUAAAGGACAUUUUCUUAUUGUCAACAAAGUUCAUAAUUUACAAUGAGUUGAUCAAAGAAACGAAUAUUGCCUCUGAAAUAUCACAGAGCUCUAUUUUCGUCCAAAGACUUGUGCAAACAUAUCAGUGAGCCAUGCCGUCACGGUCCCUAUAUCUCCGACAGUGUCUCUGUAAAUACUUAACCAAGCAUCACGUGUGUAUUGAUCGGCAGCUGAAAACAGUCCCUAACAAACAGUAUAGUUUGCAAAAAGAACAAAAAUGAUUU